UUAUAAAAGCUAACCGGUUCGAAACUUGAUUGGUAGAAGUCUUUUCAAGAUGCUGAAGUUUGGAGCUUUGUUGAUGAUCUGCUUGGCCGUAGCCAAGGCCAGUCCUGUGCUGUUAGGACAGGAUGCCGAGCCGGAAAGCCGAAUGGCCGGUGGACAAGACGCACCAGAGGGUGAUUUCCCUUAUCAGGUAUCUCUUCGACUAGGAGGCAUUCACUAUUGCGGUGGUGCAAUCCUGAACCAACGAUGGAUCAUAACGGCUGCUUCUUGUGCUUCCGGAGUAGCGCCAAGUGCCCUCGAGAUCGUUGCUGGAACUUACAGUUUGAGCAAUGGUGGAACUAGUCAUACUGCUGAUCGAAUUGUGAUCCAUCCUAACUUCGAGAUCGAAAGUUUGACCAACGACGUUGCAGUAGUCCGAGUUCGGCAACCAUUUAUCAUAUCCAGUUCCGUUCUUGCCCUCCAGAUGGGUAGAGACCGCAUGAGCAUCAGCUAUGGAGCGAUCGUUUCCGGCUGGGGUAGAGCUGGGAUGGAUUCUCCUGCAAUCUCCGAUCGGUUGCAGUAUCACGCAACCAACAUCAUCACCAACACCGAAUGCCAGGCACGUAUGGAGUCUCCUUACUACGAGCGUAUCAACGAUUCCGUCAUGUGUACCUCGAAUCCGGAAGGCGUGGGUAUUUGUUUGGGCAAUGCUGGAGGACCUCUUGUGUUCGGUGGCGAACUUGUUGGCGUUGUGUCUUGGAGCAUUCCCUGCGGACUGGGGCUUCCGGAUGUUUACUCUCGUAUCUCGGUUCACCGAGGAUGGGCUUUGGUCCACACCAUGUUACCUUAAGAAACUCGUCUUAAAUAAAAAUGACAUAUUC
Uranotaenia lowii is the source of this 857-nucleotide messenger RNA. RefSeq names its product chymotrypsin-2-like. Gene Ontology annotation, molecular function: serine-type endopeptidase activity. Lineage: Eukaryota; Metazoa; Arthropoda; Insecta; Diptera; Culicidae. The record is from RefSeq and is a predicted model, not a curated record. Gene Ontology annotation, biological process: proteolysis. The transcript has 3 exons. Bases 50 to 826 code for a protein of 258 amino acids.